CAGGGGUAUUUACGUCAUUAAAUGCUGGAAGAGGACAAUACAGUUGGGGCACAUUGGUCUCUCCGUGGGAGUGGAGUAUGGUUCCCUAGAAUUUCUAUUGUUUCUUUCUAUAUAAACGAGAGAUGCUUCUUGUUAAAGCAACGGGGAAGCACUGGGAGAAACAUGGAGGUUGAGAAACGGAAGCAGAUAGUGUCAAUGUUAAUUUCAAUUUCAGUCUUCGUCUGCAUCAUGUCAGUAUGGAAGGUGGUGGAUUGCCAGCUCCCGAUUCCCACCAAGUUUGAUGGAUUCGUCUACAAGGGUCGAGGAGUUCACGAUGAUGCAAUCCUCAUUGAAGCUUUCCUCGACCCGGUCUGCCCGGUCAGCAGGGAGUCUUGGCCCCCUCUGAAGCAGGCUUUCGACCACUACGGUCAUCGCCUUUCGCUCAUUAUUCACAUCUUCCCAUUGCCUUACCAUGACAGUUCUUUCUCUGCUAGCCGUGCACUACAUAUUGUAAAUAGAGUGAAUGCAUCUGUCACAUACGAAGCGUUGGAGACGUUGUUCCAGAAUCAGGAGAAGUUUUAUAAUAAGGAAGUCUAUAAGAAGUCUAAACAAUCUACUGAUCAUCUUAUUGCGAAGCUAGUGGCAAAAGUUCUUGGAAACAACUCGUUAUCUGUAAUCGAAUCUGGGUUUGAGGACAAACAAACAGAGCUCGCUGCAAGGUUUUCCUUCAAAUAUGGAUGUUCAAGAGGGGUGAUAGUGACACCUUCUUUCUUUGUUAAUGGGUUUCAAUUGCCUAACGCUGGCUCAGCUGUUGAUUUUGAAGGAUGGAGGAACAUCAUUGAUCCACUAGUUGAAGUACGGGGCCAGAGGGAGGAUAUUCCUCAUUACUUCCAAUGAAGGGUACCCCUUUGUUGUAGGAUUUUCAUGAAGGAUAAGUAUAAAUAGUUUCAAUUAGAUCAUCACUAAUAGUGUCCAUGUGAAUGAUACAACUAGAGUAUAGGCUAAUGUUAGUUGCUUAUUGCUAGGUAGUUUAUCAACUUUUUGCACUUUGAGUUUCAGGACUUGGUUCUAAUGGAAGUAGAGUUAAUUUGUACAAGUCUACAAAAGCUCAGAGAACAUUGUACAUUGGAGAAAGCUUAUGAAAGUUUUUGGCUAUCCAGUAGCUUAGUAUGUUUUUAUUGUAUUCAUUUGAUGACCUAGUGCCAUUACAUGGGAGUCCUGGCA
Molecule: messenger RNA, 1203 nt
Organism: Nelumbo nucifera (sacred lotus)
Lineage: Eukaryota; Viridiplantae; Streptophyta; Magnoliopsida; Proteales; Nelumbonaceae
Source: RefSeq, a predicted model, not a curated record